This is a messenger RNA of Melanaphis sacchari, 2250 nucleotides long. RefSeq names its product protein KRI1 homolog. Gene Ontology annotation, cellular component: 90S preribosome; nucleolus. The record is from RefSeq and is a predicted model, not a curated record. Lineage: Eukaryota; Metazoa; Arthropoda; Insecta; Hemiptera; Aphididae. Gene Ontology annotation, biological process: endonucleolytic cleavage in ITS1 to separate SSU-rRNA from 5.8S rRNA and LSU-rRNA from tricistronic rRNA transcript (SSU-rRNA, 5.8S rRNA, LSU-rRNA). The transcript has 11 exons. The coding region runs from base 133 to 2226 and encodes 697 amino acids.
GAUAAAGAAUCUCGUGUGUAUAACAGUAUACACCACACUUCAUACAGCACGGCCGUCGACUGUAGACCACGGACUAAAAAGUAAGAAAAUAGAUAUUUUAAUUUGUUGUUGGUACCUACUUAAUAAUUCAAAAUGAACACAUUUGAAUCGAAUUCAAAAGACAAUAACACGAGUUCUGACGAGGAAGAAGAAGACGAAGAAGCCAAGGAAUUAACUGAGGAUGUCGAGAAAAGUUUUUUUAAAGCAUUAUCUUGUCUUAAGAAAGAUGAUCCCAAGAUUUAUGAUGAAUCUGUUAAAUUUUUUGACUCGUCAGCUACACAACAAAGUAUCAAAAAAUCAGCUGAUAGCAAAAACAAAAAUUCAAAUCCUAUUUAUUUAGAAGAAUACAAAAGGAAAAUUUUAUUAGAGCGUGGGCCAGAAUUUGAUGAUACCAAAGAAUUAAAUGAUGUCCUUAAGAAAGAAAAAAGUCGAAUGUCAUCACCCUCUUAUGUAGAGGAACAACAAGCUAUUAAAGAAAGUUUUAACUUUGCUCUUAAUGAUAAUUCUGACGAUGAAGAUAUACUAAAGCCACGAAUUAAGACUAAAGAAGAACAGGAAAAAGAAGAAAAAGAUUAUUUAGAAUGGUUAAAAGGAAAUCGAGAUGAACUCGAAGAUGAAGAAACUAAAAAAGAUCUUCAACACUUACAUGAUUACUGGAACAAUCCUAAUUUGGAUGAAGGAGAACAGUUUUUAUGUGAUUAUAUCCUUAAUAAAAGAUUUCUAGAAAAACCAAAAGAAGAAAGUUUAAUAGAAGAUGAAAUGAGAUUUUCUGAAGAAGAUGAAAUGCUUGAGAAACAUGAAGAAUUUGAACAUAAAUAUAAUUUUAGAUUUGAAGAACCAGAUAAAGAAUUUAUCAAAACUUAUCCUCGAACUAUGGAAAAUUCUUUAAGACGUAAAGAAGAUAAACGCAAAAAGAAGCGAGAAGAACUAACUGAAAGAAAAAAAAAAGAAUUAGAAAAGAGGUCCUUGGAAAUUAAACAACUUAAAAAGCUUAAAAAAAAAGAAAUUGUUGAUAGAAUUAGAAAACUUCAAGAAUUAACUGGAAAUAAACGUGUAGGAUUUGAGGAUACUGAAUUAGAAGAAGAUUUUAAUCCUACAGAAUAUGAUCGUAAAAUGCAGGAGUUAUUCGAUGAAGAAUUUUAUGAUAAAAUGGAUGAUGAGAAACCAGUGUUUGAUGAAGAAGAGGAUGAAUUUAUUAUGGACUGUGAUUAUGAUCCAAGUAUGGAUAAGAGAGCCAAAAAACAAACCAGGGCUGCAAAACGUAAAGAAAAAAAGAAAUUAAAAGUUGAUGAGGAUGCAGAUGAUGUAGAAACCAAUCAUACUAAAAAGAUACCAAAAUACAAUCCAGCGAAUGGAUCAUUUGAAAAAUACAUUGAUGAAUAUUACAGUUUAGACUGUGAAGAUAUUGUUAGUGGUGUUCCAACCCGAUUUACUUAUAAUAAAGUUCUUCCCAAUGAUUAUGGCCUGACAAUUGACGAGAUUUUGAGAGCUGAUGAUGAUGAGCUUAAUAAGUGGUAUCCUCUGGGCAAAUUGACUAAAAUUCAACCUGAAGCUGUUCAAAAAUUUGAAGCUAAGAUUUACAAACGAAAAGCUAAAGAUAUUGAAUUAAAAAAGAAAAUGUUACCUAGCCUUUUUAAAGAAGAAGUUAAUGAGGUUAGUGAAACACAAGAAAAAGGUGAAGAAACAGCAACCACAAAUAAGAAGAAAAAGAAAAAGAAAAAGAAACCCAUAACUAAUGUUUUUAAAGUUGAAGAAGUUUUAUCUGAAAAUAAUAACGAUCUUCAGAAUGAAAAAGGAAAUGAUAACAAACAGUUAACAAAUAAGAACAAGUUUAUGAAAAAUACUAAGAGUAAUCCAGUAAUUAAAACUAUUAAGAAAGCAGAAGACAGUAAAAUAGAUCAGACUCAGAAUAAAAAUCAAAUUAUUAAGAAUGUCAAAAAAACUGAAAAUAGUGAUGUAGGUUUUACUCAAAAUAAAAAUAAAGCUAUUAAAAAGGGUGAAAAACGAAAAUUAAACCAUGCUGAGAAUCAGAAUGGAUCGCAUAAAAAACAAAAGUUUUCAGUUAAAAAGUACAAACCUCAUAAAGAACCUAGUGCUUUAGAAUCAAUGACGGAUGACCGAUUGAAGGCAUACGGAAUUAAUCCAAAGAAAUUUAGAAAUAAAUUAAGAUUUGGUAACAAUCAAUAAAACAAUUUAUUAAUUAAACUCAAA